Messenger RNA from Phytophthora sojae, 543 nucleotides. RefSeq lists its product as hypothetical. The annotation marks the transcript as partial. The record is from RefSeq and is a predicted model, not a curated record. The transcript has a single exon. NCBI's taxonomy places the organism in Eukaryota, Oomycota, Peronosporomycetes, Peronosporales, Peronosporaceae.
CACGAUACCCCGCCUCCUGUUCCAUUCCAGGUUUCCGCGACUACGCGUACCAACCCGAACGAAGUCAAAUCACCAUCAAAACCUGACCGCGCUGCUCUUCAGGCUCGCGUGGCAGCCAAACGCGUCGCGGAGUUUCGAAGGAGACAGGCUCUGAAAGAAGAAGAACUACGGGCUUUGGAAUCAGCUUGGACUCAAAAGCGCCGCGAGAUCCGUCGCUCCAAUUAUUCGAUGCAUAAGCAGCUGGGAGUCGCUGAUCUGUCCGCGCAAGAUCAUCUCCAAAUCGCACAACGACGACGCAGGGCAGAAGCCAAGCAAGAAGAGCUUGCUGCUAGCCUUGAACGACAAAACCGGUGGUACAACAACAAUCCCAAACGAACCGCCAGUGCUUCGGAUCACAUUCACGAGCUGCAGCAGCAAUACCUCCAAGCGAAACACGAACGGCAACGUACAAUCCGGCAGAAGCAGAAGUCGAUUCAGUUGAAUCAACUCGAACUCCAACAAAAGGCUCACGAUAUCAUCGUCAAAACUCAAGGAGCGUAUGUU